Messenger RNA from Ilyonectria robusta, 2016 nucleotides. RefSeq lists its product as uncharacterized. The coding region runs from base 1 to 2016 and encodes 671 amino acids. Gene Ontology annotation, molecular function: catalytic activity. Lineage: Eukaryota; Fungi; Ascomycota; Sordariomycetes; Hypocreales; Nectriaceae. The record is from RefSeq and is a predicted model, not a curated record. The transcript has 4 exons.
AUGUGGCUCGCUGUCGAGUUCAUCCCUCGUCUUCGGUCGGGCAAGCUCGAUCGCAAGCAGACUACGAACCCCUCCUUGGAGGACAUGACGUUUGCCAGUAAGACGGAGUUGGAGCUGCACAAGAUCUGGAGCCACGUACUGAACCUCAUCGCGGAACAGCUUGGCCUUCGACAGUCCUUUCUGAGCGUUGGCGGUGACUCCAUCUCCGCUAUGCAAGUCAUGAGCGAGUGCAGGAAACGCGGCCUCGGCCUGGCCGUCUCACACAUCAUUUCUUGUAAGUCAGUAAGCGCCCUGACACUACACGUCAAGGAUAUCGAGACGCCGUUGUUCCACCAGGAGAUUCUGGAACAGCCGUUCGAACUCUCGCCAAUCCAGAAGCUUUACUUCUCGCGACCCAACCACUCCCAAGGCCACUACAACCAGAGCUUCCUCCUCCACACCAGCCAGCGCAUUCUGCAGUCAGAUAUGCGCAGGGCCAUCGAGACUAUUAUACGGAGACACUCGAUGCUCCGUGCCAGAUUCAGCCAGGACGCCGGCGAACUAGUCCCUGAUACAGACCGCCCAUUGCCUUUCCAGACCUGGUGCAAGACGCAGUUGGGUCGUGUCGAGGCCUUGACGCCGGAGCAAGUUCUGCCCGUCCACGGCCUCCCUAAUAAGAACGCAGAGUACUGGGGAAUGGAGGACACACCCAACGUCUACGGGCAGAUGGCCCGCGAAGGCUUCGAGAUUGGAUCUGCACAAACAUCCCUCCUCCUGUCGAAAUGUCACCAGCCAUUGCGCACCGAGAUACCUGACGUUCUCCUUGCAGCCAUGAUCUUCCCCUUCGGGCAGACCUUUACCGAUCGGCCGAUCCCGGCCGUGUUCGCCGAAGGGCAUGGCAGGGAAUCCUGGGGCACUUCCAUCGACCUGUCCGACACGGUUGGGUGGUUUACAACCAUUUACCCAGUCUUUGCGGGAUCGACGGCGCAGUCCAGUCUUGUUGACACGGUGAAGCUUGUCAAAGAUCGACGACGCAAGGUUCCCGGCAGCGGAAGGCCGUACUUUGCGAGCCGCUGGCUGACCCAGCCGGGCAAAGACGCCUUUUCCCGUCACUGGCCGCUGGAGAUUACUUUCAACUACCUUGGCCAGUAUCAGCAGCUGGAGCGUGAUGGUGCUCUCUGUACCCCUGCGAAGGAUAACAUAGGACAAGUCAGGGGUGCCACCGACGGUGCAGACGUCGGUCCGCUAACGACUUGCAUUUCCUUCUUCGAGGUCUCUGCCGUCAUCCUCAAGGGAUCUCUCCGGUUCUCGUUUGUUUUCAACCAAAACAUGAACCAUCAGCCCGAGAUCCGCCAGUGGAUUGCUUCCUGCCAACAUAGCCUUGGUGUCCUCAUUGAAUCUCUGGCCCCUGAGCCUACGUUAAGCGACUUCAUACUCCUCUCCCUUACCUACGACCACCUUCAGCUCAUGACGGAGAAAAAGCUCCCCGAGGCUGUAGUCACAUCCAUGGACUUAGUCGAAGACGCCUACCCUUACUCUCCUAUGCAAUCAAGACUCUUAAUCAGCUCGACCAAGAACAGCGCCUUUUAUGCCGCUUACACGCUCCACGAGGUCAAGAUACCAACCCAUGCUCAGGACCAUCUUCAUGGAGAGCGGACUCGGCAGGAUUCGCUCUACGAUCAGGGAGUGCUCAAAGAAGUCGACUUCCCGCUCAUUGUAUCAGAGAAACAUACAAAGAAAGACACAAUCACAGCUCCAAGCAGACCGCCUCUGCACCAAAACGACAAUGCUCAGCUAUUGCAUCGCUUUGAAAUUUGCACAUCGAAGAGCGGCAAGGUCUUCUGCAGACUUGACAUUAGCCACAUCAUCAUGGACGGCACUUCUCUAUCAAUUGUCUUCCGAGACCUCGCCUUGGCAUAUGAGGGGAGCCUUGGAUCCGGUGAAGACCUACUGUAUCGCAAGCGUGUCUCCGUUCUUGCUGGGGAAAACUUCCCCAGCGGCAAGUCAUCCGAACUAAUAGGUCUACUAAUAGCCUAG